Leguminivora glycinivorella is the source of this 5695-nucleotide messenger RNA. RefSeq names its product E3 ubiquitin-protein ligase Mdm2-like. The coding region runs from base 252 to 1355 and encodes 367 amino acids. The transcript has 5 exons. The record is from RefSeq and is a predicted model, not a curated record. NCBI's taxonomy places the organism in Eukaryota, Metazoa, Arthropoda, Insecta, Lepidoptera, Tortricidae.
CGCCAUGCACUUUUGCAGCUGAUAGUACAUAAUAUCUUUUCUUUCCCCAACUCCUAAUCACAAAAUCAAUGAUUAGAAUAAGGGCUCCAAAUUCAAUUGCCCAAACAAGAUCAGACUUGCCAUAGUAUUCUUUGAAAAUGAUUCACAUAAUGAGUCUUCAUUUCAUAAUGACAUGUAAACAAACAGAACAAAACCCUUGCAUGCACUAGAGUGGAACAGUUCCAUUCAGUUUGCAGUUCAGUGCACAAGUCAUGUGGGAUACAAUGGAAUCAUGGCGAGGCUCCAAGGAGAGCAUCUCCAGCCUACAAGACAAAGAGACUGAUUAUGUGCGCGACACGAGCGACACAGAUUGCUCGAGCGACAAGGCGGAGUACGAGCCGGUGACGGAGCCCGAGGAUGACGGGCCGCUGGACUGGGACUCCUCUGGUCAGAGUGAUAACGAAAUAAUAGCCACGAAGGUGAUCGAGGUCAGCGUGGGCGACGACGGCGACCUAGAGUUUGCGGACUCUGAACAGGACGAGUCGGAGGGCAGCGACUCCGAGAUGGACCUACACGACUUCUGGGAGUGCGCGCAGUGCAGGGCCGAGAACAACAACCCGCUGUAUCGGUACUGCGAGAAGUGUUUCAAGGUACGUAAAAACUUCUUCCCGCCGAGGCCGAGAAAAAACAAGCGUAAGCGAGUGUCUGAGGUUCCGCGAACUAGCUCUGUCGAUUCCGGGGUCGAAUCCGCCUUUAACAGCCAGGAAACUCUCUCGCAGGUCACUGACAGCCAGGGGACUGAGACCCAGGUCACUGACAGUCAGAGAACUGAGAUUCUAGUUACUGAUAGUCAGGGAACUGAGACCCAAGUCACUGAUAGCCAGGGAACUGACCUUAGUCAACCUGGCUACAGUCUAACGCAGCUCAGUCAAGACUCUCAAGGUACAUCCUCUACGUCGAUCUUAAGUAGACCUUUAAAGCGCCGCGCUGAGUCCGCCGAUCGUAACAACAAGCGAAUGAGAAUCGAUUAUUCCGAUAGCGAUACCGAUAGCGAUGAUGAUGAGCCUAGACGUAGGAAAGCUAAAAGCGCCGAUCCCGAAGUAGCACCAUUAGUUAAAACUACUAGCGAUCCGUCGUUAACUAUCGAUGAUUCCGACAAGCUGACUAAGAAAGCGAUUUUCAAUUCGAUCAAAGAUAAAUUCGAUAACGAGAAUCUGUGUAUAAUUUGCUACGCUGAGCCGAAAUCGGCAGUGUUCGUGCAUGGCAGGAUAGCACACAUCUGCUGUUGCUACGAGUGCGCGAACAAGGUUUGGAGGAAGGCUAAAAGGUGUCCGCAGUGCAAUUGUAAAGUUAGUAACGUUUUGAGAGUUUUAUAGAUUUGUGAACGUAUGAUUAUUUUUUUUUUGUAAAGGUUUGUACUGAAAUUGAGACUCAUUAAAGCAAGUGGAAAUUUUGUUUGUUACAAAAAUAUCUUUAAAACUAUACUUUCAAAAAUAUCUGUAGGUAUAAACAGUAAACACAAUCAAGAUUAGGUAGGGUACUUAGGUACAUCUUUUUUUAAUUUUCGUAAAAUAUAACAAUGCCUAUUUUAGUACAGAUCUUUACAAAAACGCUUCUACGUUAACGACACAGAGUUUCGCCUAAAACUAGAAAACCAAAAAAAAUAUAAAGUAGGUAAAUACUUUUAAAUUUCAUAAUAACUACUCAAUCUGAGAGGGUCAUAUUUAAACUAAUUAAUAAAAUUCUAAUGUCAAUGAAUAGUAAUUUUUAGGUUCUUUAAUUUUUUAUGGUUUUAGACGAAACAAAGUGCGACAUUUCGAAAUCUCGCUUGCUUUAUUACCAAAUGUGUUCAAAUUUUCGGUUUUCCGACUAAUUAUGCCUUAAAAAAUUCAGUUCCUGAGUGUAUGGCUCGAAAUCGCUGAUUUUUUAAAAUUAGAUACUCAAAUGAUUUAAAAUUACCUAAAAAUUACAAUCAUAUCAAUGAUUAAAGUCACUAGUAAAUAAGAUAAUUAUUAAUUUGCCUCAAUUUUCAGUAUUUUUAGGCUAAGUGAGUGAAUGAUUCGAAAUGUUGUAUGUUAUAGAGUUGGAGAGACUUUUUUAAUUUGUGGACAUCCUUUUUAGCCAACCACCAGUCGAAUCAUAGAGAAUUCCGAACGAGCUGUUGCAACGUGGUAUAGAAACUGAAUAUUACGUUUGAACAAGUCUUUUUUCCUGAUAACAUUUAUAAAUUAAUUACAUGUCUACUGCUGAAACAAGCAGAUAUUUGAUUAUUGAUUAUUUUCGUUUCGACGGUAAUCAAUUCCUGUUUAUUUUUUUACAAUCUCCACAUUGCUCGGCGACUCGUUCUGGAAACUUCAUAAAUUCGUUAACAUACCUAAUGGUCUAAAGUAAGGACGCGAACACGAAGAAAUUCGUACAUUGACCCCCCUGUUCCUGUCUCUAUCUCACGAGCGUACGUCAAAUUGUAUUCCUGUUUCAUUAAGUCGGUGGCCAAGGCAAUCGCUGAUCGCAGGACAGCAAUGUAAUAAUGUGCGUGUGAUAGAGAUAGAAUCAUGUGAGUCAAGGUACGAAAUUCUUCAAGCUUAACGUCCGUACUUUAAUAUGAGUUAAGUGUGUUGCUUUAAUACAGACAUCAAAUAUAUUUUAGCAGUCAAGGUGACCAAACUGUUCGUCAUACCAUUUGUAGCGUUCCUUGCCUAAAGAGAACGAGGAAGAGGUUCCUAAGAACGUUUUCACAUAAUCCGAUCCGAUAUCGGUUGUAGGAAUCAAAGAUGGCGCCUUUAAUAUAGAGGAUACCUGUCCUACUAAUAGACAUUUCAACAGAAAUCUAUAUUGCAGAUGAAACAUGGAUCCUUCAGGCAUGCAAUGCCACAUGUACAUUUAGUACGAUCCUCGGUGUGUAGAACUAUUUGGCCACCUUAGCUGCUACAAUAUAUUUGAUAAUGACUAUAUCAACCAGCCUCUACAUAUUCAUACAUUAUGUAUGACACAGACUUUGCAGGCAAAUUGAAAGUCGUCAAAUAACGAAAUUGUCUUGAUUUUUUUUAAAUUAAGGAGGCUGAGUAGGUAAUUAGUAAUCACAAUUAAGAAGUUUUGUUUUAAUUUAUGAGGCAAUAUAAUAACGAGUUUGUCUGCGUAAAAUGUUAUAUUAUUUCGAACAGAUUGUGAAUAAUUUGAUAUUUGUUUAAGAAUCACAAGGUUCAUAGCAAGGUUAUAUUUCCUUAUAAUGGUUAUACAAGGGACGGUGCUAUAGGAUAUUAAAAUUAUAGAAUAGGCAAGGCUUCUACAAAUGUUGCAACUGUUUCAUGCGAUUAGAUCAUUGCUGGCUGAAAUAGAACAAGCUUGUUCUUUAAAAUUUCUAUCGUUACUGAAUGGGUUGUGUAAAAAAAAAUGGCUGUCAAUUUACAGCGCAAUGAGGGAGUUAAGAAAAAGAUAGCAACGUAAGGCAACUCGACACUGUCGCAAUUGGCAAUAUUUUCUUUUACUUCAAAUUUAGAUCUUUGUUCAGUAAUAUUUUUACAUCAGUGUCAUCGGUCGCUGACAAAACACCUUUAGUAUUUUAUAAAACACUGCUGUAUACACUUUGUCGUUUUGUAGUUACCCCCAUAAACUUAAAGUGGCCACUUUUAGGCAGCGUCCCCACUUAGGUGUCCCGUGUCUCGCGGCGCGAAACGGACGUCUCCGCCACGCCGCCUGAAUGUAAUUCAAAAAACGUCUCCUCAGUACAUUUUGUAUAGGAAGGACGUAAGACGCGCCUCCAGGUGUCGUGGCGGCGGCAUACAAAAUGUACUCAGGAGACGUUUUUUGAAUUACAUUCAGGCGGCGUGGCGGAGACGUCCGUUCCGCGCCGCAAGACAUGCGUCUCAUGAGUGUGGAGGCUGGCUCCUGUGCAAGUUCUGGGGAUAACCACACAAGGAAUAUUUGUAUUCAACGUUUGUAUGACAUUUUGUCGUUUUAUAGUUACCCCCAUAAACUUAAAGUGGCCACUUUUAGGCACCGUCCCCACUUAGGUGUCCCGUGUCUCGCGGCGCGAAACGGACGUCUCCGCAACGCCGCCUGAAUGUAAUUCAAAAAACGUCUCCUCAGUACAUUUUGUAUAGGAAGGACGUAAGACGCGCCUCCAGGCGUCGUGGCGGCGGCAUACAAAAUGUACUGAGGAGACGUUUUUGAAUUACAUUCAGUCGGCAUGGCGGAGACGUCCGUUCCGCGCCGCAAGACAUGCGUCUCAUGAGUGUGGACGCUGGCUCCUGUGCAAGUUCUGGGGAUAACCACACAAGGAACAAUUGUAUUCAACGUUUUAUAAAAUUACUUAAGUGUUUUGUUAACGACUGAUGUAGAAAUAUCGAUUACUAAAAAAAAAACUAACUUAAGAUAUAAGAAAAUAUUGAAGGUGGCUCUAUUGUCGCAUUACGCUACGCUUUAAUUGGGUAAAGAGGUUAGGUUUUUGUAUGCCGCUAUGUAUCCAUAAAUCGCAUGCGAUUAUCAGCGACGUUUGUACGGCCUUUAUAGGGAAAUUGAUUGAUAUAGACUUAGAAACUCGUGCCACCGAAAAGAGUAAUAUAUUUCUUUUAUAUUAGUUUAGGGCUAAAGCUUCCUAGCUUGCACUGGUUGUAAUUUGUUUUAAUGCCAAAAGUAAGGAUCAUUUUAUUUAGUUAGACCACAUAGCUUUUAGCUUGAAGCUGAAACGGAGUAUUAGGUUUAGGUUUCGAAGAAAUUCAAAUAGAUGGCGCUUUCUUUAUAGGUUGUCUAUGGUCUGUUUUUUUUUACCAUUCGGUAAAAUGAGAAAUAUCCGCAACUGUUAAAUUUUGUAACAGAGUAUCAAGCGAUACAAUCUUAUAAGUAAUGUAAAUAUCAUAUUGAUGGACCAAUUCACCAAUGUUUAUUAAUAUAAGUGUAUAGUUUUGUAUAAUUAAGUAGGUAAUAUUUUGUCACAUUCGCCUCAUAGUGCAUUUGUGUUCUUUCAUUCGGGCUAUAUAUUUGAAUUUUUUCGUGGGGCGGUAACUUUUUCCUGGUAUGUUUCUAAGUUUAUAGUACGUAGAAAAACAGGAAUGACAUUCAAUAUAAUUUAAAAACAGUGUCUUCCGUUAGAAUAUUAAUUCACAUUCAUAAUAUGUAUUUUGUUGUAACAUUCGUAAUAAGUGAUAUACUUUUCAGUAUACAAAUCCUUAGUGUCGACGGCACUAGGUAUACAUAAUUUUUGAAUAAAUGUACAUAUUUAAUGUAAAUUAACACAGUUAAAAUAUGAGUGUGUACGUAAAUAAACACUGUACUGUACACUAAGAUGGAAUACAAAUGUACAGUAGAUUUAAAUACUAGGUCAAAGUUACCGUUCUUUCCACAUUUUAUUAAUUAUUAACUGCAUAUCAUUUCACCGCUUAGAAAUAAGAUAUUAUAAAGCAAUUUUGUUGAUUAGUAAAGAAUUAAAAUAUUAUAUUAUUAGGUUAGGAAUCCAAUUUUUUUCUAAUAAACUACCCCACCAGUCUCCUACCGCGUAGAGGAUUUAUCACUGUUUACUUGUUAAUUAAAAUGUCUUUGCGAAAAAUUUAUUAAAACAUAUUUAAAAAUGUAAAAUUACGAUCUCCUUUGUUAAAACCAUGUAAAUAGUAUAUGUAUAUAGGUUAUUCGUUUUAUUAAUUGUAAGCCUCGGCUCGCACAUAAAUGAAAAAAAAAAUCGAACGUUAAAUAUAAUCAAAUAAAUAAAAGUUUUUUUCAGCAA